Molecule: messenger RNA, 1336 nt
Organism: Monopterus albus (swamp eel)
Lineage: Eukaryota; Metazoa; Chordata; Actinopteri; Synbranchiformes; Synbranchidae
Product: regulator of G-protein signaling 13-like
Exons: 5
Coding region: 67-624 (185 amino acids)
Source: RefSeq, a predicted model, not a curated record
GUUAUUCAAACAGACAGUGGCGGUUGGAGAUCUUGCAACUUAAGAGAAGUGCAAAGCAUUGUUACCAUGCCAAGUCUAAUCACAUCACCACCAAGUGAGCUGCAGCACCUCAACAUGGACGCUGAGAGCAAGAAGAGGGGAAAAGACAGGGGAGGAAACCUGAAGUCUCGGCUGCAGUGUAGAUCAUGUCAAGCUGCUAAGACCAAGGGGCUUUGUUUUGAAGAGAUGUCCCAGUGGUCACACUCACUAGAGAGACUUCUAUCAUCCAAAUAUGGAAUGAAGAUAUUCCAGGCCUUCUUGAAGUCAGAGUUCAGUGAUGAAAACAUUGAGUUUUGGCUGGUCUGUGAGGACUACAAGAAGAUCAAAUCUUCCUUCAGGAUGUCGUCCAGGGCCCAAAAGAUCUUCAAACGCUACAUUCAAGCUGAAGCUCCUAGAGAGAUUAACAUUGAUCAAAAGACCAGGGAGCUGAUCCGGAGGGACAUUAAGGCACCCACCACAGUGUGCUUUGAUGAUGCGCAGAGGAUCGUCUACGGGCUAAUGGAGAGGGACUCUUACCCACGUUUCCUAAGGUCUGACAUCUAUCGGACUCUAAUGGACUCCACAUCAGAAUUAGGGAAGAUGUAAAGAAGACUGAAGCCAGAGAGAGAGUGUUUGUAGAAUCUGGACUGCAAAGCUGAGCCCAGUGCUGGACUACCUGAGAAAAGCUGUGGUGUGUUUGUUUAUCCUCAGACCCCUGCUGGUGAUCCUAACCAAAAGCACCCAAAACAUGUAAUUUUCAGCACAUUCAUGCCUUAAUUUUAAGCUGGAGAAGACAUGUUUUGGCAUAGGACAUGGCCGCAUGUGACUGUGUUAGAGAGGAGUAGCCAGCUCUGUAGUAAAAAAGUUUAAGAGAGAUUGUUCAGAAAUAGCUGGUAUGAUGGGAACUGAUGACUGUAGCUUAAAAAAAAAGCAACUGCUGCUAACUGCUAUAAAGUAAAGGACUUCCCAGAGAUGCCGUGGUUAUGUGAAUGAUUAGUGAAAAUGCUGGGGACUUUCUGUGAGACACCAGGAAAUAUAUGUGGUGCAAACAACAUCCUCCACCCGAGAUGCAUAUGAGCAAGCCUUUAUCGACAUUUGCACACCAUCUGAAGCUUACUGUUAUCUCACUAAAGCAGUAGUAUGUAGGUGUGGAUAUUUUAUGCAGAGCAUUAUGAGUUUAGGUUUUUUACACUCUGACAUCAGUGCUGUCAUUCUGAAAUAACUGAUAUGUUACAACUAUAUUACAGCUAUUGUUAUUAUAAGCUAUGUGCUGAAAAUGUAUUACACAGUUUGUGAAAACAUUGUGUAUGUGAAUAUU